Messenger RNA from Erpetoichthys calabaricus (reedfish), 2757 nucleotides. RefSeq names its product phosphatase and actin regulator 3-like. The record is from RefSeq and is a predicted model, not a curated record. Gene Ontology annotation, molecular function: actin binding. The coding region runs from base 489 to 2228 and encodes 579 amino acids. NCBI's taxonomy places the organism in Eukaryota, Metazoa, Chordata, Cladistia, Polypteriformes, Polypteridae. The transcript has 13 exons. Gene Ontology annotation, biological process: actin cytoskeleton organization.
GUCUUCAGACAGAUGCUUAGGUUACGGCAGAACAUUGAACCAAUUUUACAAUUGCAUGCAAUUGGGAAACUGAGGUUUCAGUCGCUAGGCAUAUUUACUCUGCCAUUUUUAUGGAUAUGACAAGCACUGCUUUCGUCACAUUUAAAUGCUUUUAAGAUUUUUUCAUCACCUUUUCACUAAGAAUGGAACACACCUGGAUCGUCCAAAACUGAACUCGGCUUUAACACUGCGGUUCAGAUUGGAGACGGAGCCAGAAAGGUUCUUUUGUGUGCUUCACUCAAAGAGGAAUCUGUUUUCCCCAUCAUCUCUCUGUGUCACUGGAUUUAUUCUCGAUUCACUGUGGCAGACCGUCUGCGCGGUUCGUCUGUGGCUCGUCCAUGCUGGAGGCAUCUUUUCCCAGACGGAAUAAAAACUGCUUUCGGUUGGUGACCUUGGUCGUUUUCUGGUCCUUUUUGCGGUGUUUUAUUGAAUAUCACUGACGAAUCUCCAUGGCUGAAUCUGAUGGUGUAACAAACUGUGUAAUCCAGCGAGGAAGAUCUCAGAGUGACCCGAACAUCCUGACCGAGUCCAGUUUAGAUCACGCACAGAGCACAGGUGUGAUGGAUCAGCAGAGGGCUCUCCAUUCAGGCUGCCUAGUGUCUGGAGUACGGACUCCUCCAAUACGACGGAACAGCAAACUGGCCACCCUGGGACGCAUAUUUAAACCAUGGAAAUGGAGAAAAAAGAAAAAUGAAAAGCUCAAACAAAACUCCACAGCAUUGGAGAGGAAGGUGGCAAUGAUGCAGACCCGGGAUGAACUGGUACGGAAGGAACUGGUGGAGAUAAUGGAGAAAGACUCUGAUGAGAAGAGACUGGCUCUAGCAUCUGGGAUAAACCUUUUUGAUCCUGACCUCUCCACCCAGGACUCUUCAGAUGGAGAAGAGAAGGAUGAUGAUGAGACUGUUGUCAAUCUCAACACCUUGGAAGACAUGUGCUCUGAGGAUGAGCAGCAGUGUGCAGCGAGUGACAAUGAAGAGGACAGUGAAGCCAUGGAGGCAAUAAGCCCUAAUUGUGAGGAGCUGCCAGCACUUCCACCUGCUUCUGAGGAUUCUUCUGAGAAUGAGAAAUGUGCUGAAGAUAAGGACAAUAAUGAAACAGAAAAGAGGGAAGAGGAAGAUGAAGAAGACACCGAAGGCAGCACCCCAGAAGAUUCAAGCCCUACACACACGACAGGCUUGUCUGCAAAGCUACUGAACAAACUAGUUAGCAUCGAAGGCUCUCAGAUUGAAUCAGUGGGGAAGGUCACAUCUCCUCCAGCACUGAGGAAUUCCGUUCUUCCAAAAGAGCAAGACUUUGCAACCAAAUUAUCGGAGUCACACAAUGCCACUCUUCGAGGUCAGCACUCCACACCUACUGGAUCCCCUCAUCUUGGUGUAGUCCAUGUCCCACUGCCCCCCAGUCGAGUUAUUGAGGAACUGCAUCGUGCUCUGGCCACAAAACAUCGGCAGGACAGUUUUCAUGGAAAAGAGGUUAGAGGCUCACCAAAAAGAAGAAAUGAAGGUCGUCUCUCACGAACCUCAAGUGCAGAGGUUCCUAUUGGGGCCACCGGAGACUCUGAGUGUAAAGUCAGUUCAAUAAAAGUCUCAGAUGAAAACAAAGAAAAUGUGAGAGUUGAAGAGUGUUGGACAGAUGCCUCUGGACUACCGCACGAUCAGGAUAGCUGGAACGAGUCUGUUAUCUCAGGAACAUUACCCCGAAAGAUGCGUAAGGAGUUGCUUGCUGUAAAAUUGCGGAACCGGCCUAGCAAGCAAGAGCUGGAGGACCGUAACAUUUUUCCAGUCCGUAGUGAUGAGGAGCGGCAAGAGAUUCGUCAACAGAUCGAGAUGAAACUGUCAAAGAGGCUGAGCCAGCGGCCGGCGGUGGAGGAACUGGAGAGCCGGAAUAUCUUGAAACAGAGAAAUGAUCAGACAGAGCAGGAAGAAAGAAGAGAAAUUAAACAGCGACUGAACAGGAAGCUUAAUCAGCGUCCAACAGUUGAUGAGCUGCGGGAUCGAAAAAUCCUCAUCCGCUUUAGCGACUACGUUGAGGUAGCCAAAGCUCAGGAUUACGACAGACGGGCAGACAAACCCUGGACACGGCUUUCUGCAGCAGAUAAGGCUGCAAUUAGGAAAGAGCUGAACGAGUACAAAAGCAAUGAAAUGGAAGUUCAUGCCUCAAGCAAACAUUUGACAAGGUUUCACAGACCGUAGAAAGUUUUCUUCCAUGAAGAAUUUUCAAAUCUGGUCCUGUCAAUGAAGACCUUGAGUGGAUUCUUCAAGCGUCCCUUCGCCUGAUACCCUAGCAUUACUGCUAACAUUUGGGCGUGCCGAACCAUAGGGGCCAUGCUUCUUUCCCUGGGCAGCAGAGGUGUGCUUUGGGGGUGUGGUGCCCACAAAGGAACUCUUAGAAGAGUGACAACAUGUAUCUGAUGUUUGUCAAGAGAAAUGAGAGAACUGAAACCCAUUUGACUGUUCCUUCAGACUGUAAAAGUGGGCUUCCUAGUUUACUGAACGAGUUGUGCAUGUGGCUAACAAAACCUCCCCUACUUCAGACUUGUAGUCACAACUCGUAGAGAAUGGGGCUCACUGGUUUAAACAAGUGUCAUAUCAGCUAUCUAAAUUUCAGAUGGGAAUACAUGUCUUAUCACAAACAAAAUGAUCCCUUUGUAAGCACUAUUUAUUGUCUGCACAAUACAAGUUUCAUUUUUUUAUUAAAAAAGGUCUUUGCUUUCUUUGUGAA